Lycium ferocissimum is the source of this 1922-nucleotide messenger RNA. RefSeq names its product polyubiquitin-like. The coding region runs from base 80 to 1681 and encodes 533 amino acids. Gene Ontology annotation, cellular component: cytoplasm; nucleus. The record is from RefSeq and is a predicted model, not a curated record. Lineage: Eukaryota; Viridiplantae; Streptophyta; Magnoliopsida; Solanales; Solanaceae. Gene Ontology annotation, biological process: modification-dependent protein catabolic process; protein ubiquitination. The transcript has a single exon. Gene Ontology annotation, molecular function: ubiquitin protein ligase binding; protein tag activity.
CAAUUCUAUUAGAAAAACUCAAACGUGAUCACCAAUUUGAGUUUUUUGUGCUAAUUUUUGUUGAAUUUUGUAUAUACAGAUGCAGAUCUUUGUGAAAACCCUCACUGGUAAGACCAUCACCCUCGAGGUGGAAAGCUCCGACACCAUUGACAACGUUAAAGCUAAGAUCCAGGACAAGGAAGGCAUUCCCCCAGACCAGCAAAGGCUGAUCUUCGCCGGAAAGCAGCUUGAAGAUGGCAGAACCCUAGCCGAUUACAACAUCCAGAAGGAAUCCACCCUCCACUUGGUGCUCCGUCUUCGUGGUGGGAUGCAAAUCUUUGUCAAAACCCUCACAGGAAAGACAAUCACUCUCGAAGUUGAAAGCUCGGACACUAUCGAUAACGUCAAGGCUAAGAUCCAAGACAAGGAAGGCAUUCCUCCAGACCAGCAAAGGUUGAUUUUUGCUGGUAAGCAGCUUGAAGACGGUCGUACUCUCACUGAUUACAACAUCCAGAAGGAAUCCACUCUCCACUUGGUCCUUCGUCUUCGUGGUGGGAUGCAAAUCUUUGUCAAAACCCUCACCGGAAAGACAAUUACACUCGAGGUUGAAAGCUCCGACACCAUCGAUAACGUUAAGGCUAAGAUUCAGGACAAAGAGGGUAUCCCACAAGACCAGCAAAGGCUGAUUUUUGCAGGCAAGCAAUUGGAAGAUGGCCGUACACUCGCUGACUACAACAUCCAGAAGGAAUCAACCCUUCACUUGGUUCUCCGUCUUCGUGGUGGGAUGCAAAUUUUUGUUAAGACAUUGACUGGCAAGACAAUCACUCUUGAGGUUGAAAGUUCUGACACCAUCGACAAUGUCAAAGCCAAGAUCCAGGACAAGGAAGGCAUCCCCCCGGACCAGCAGAGGCUUAUCUUUGCCGGCAAGCAGUUGGAAGAUGGCCGGACCCUCGCUGAUUACAACAUCCAAAAAGAGUCCACUCUCCAUUUGGUGCUCCGUCUCCGUGGUGGGAUGCAGAUCUUUGUUAAGACCCUCACUGGGAAAACAAUCACUCUCGAGGUUGAAAGCUCCGACACCAUAGACAGUGUUAAGGCGAAGAUCCAAGACAAGGAAGGAAUCCCACAAGACCAGCAAAGAUUGAUUUUUGCUGGUAAACAGUUGAAAGAUGGAAGGACCCUAGCCGAUUACAACAUUCAAAAAGAGUCCACUCUCCAUUUGGUGCUCCGUCUUCGUGGUGGGAUGCAGAUUUUUGUGAAGACUUUGACUGGCAAGACUAUCACUUUGGAGGUGGAAAGCUCUGACACCAUCGACAAUGUUAAGGCCAAGAUCCAGGAUAAAGAAGGAAUCCCACCAGACCAGCAAAGGUUGAUUUUUGCUGGUAAGCAAUUGGAGGAUGGAAGGACUCUGGCUGAUUACAACAUCCAGAAGGAAUCAACCCUUCACUUGGUCCUCCGUCUCCGGGGUGGGAUGCAGAUUUUUGUGAAGACAUUGACUGGGAAGACCAUUACUUUGGAGGUGGAGAGUUCUGAUACUAUUGACAAUGUGAAGGCUAAGAUUCAGGAUAAGGAGGGAAUCCCACCAGACCAGCAGAGGCUGAUCUUUGCUGGGAAGCAGCUCGAAGAUGGAAGGACUUUGGCGGACUAUAACAUCCAAAAGGAGUCAACUUUGCACCUUGUCCUCCGUCUCCGUGGUGGUUUUUAAAGUGUCUGUGUUUUGGGUUUGUUAAGUAUUAGUAUCUGUUACUUGUGAUCUUGUGAAAGAGAGACUUGUUCUCUUAUGUUUGUGAAUAAUAAUGUCCGAGUUAAUGUUUAGAAUGUUGGCCUUGGACUUUUCUGUCUGCAGCAAUCAAUGAGAAGACUGUGAUCUCAAAGUUUAGUCUUUUAAGCUCUUGUGUAGUUCUAAAAUUUGAUGCAACUGCGAAGUUGAUGAUCUUUAAUGUGGC